AUGAACGAAACUCUGCUCUGGGCCCCGGGGUGGUUCGGGGCCCAGGGCCCGGGCCAGGUAGAUGGUGAGAGCAGCCCCGAGAGGAAGGAGCUGGGCACCGCCCGCUGGGCGCUGAGCGCGAUGGUCCUGUUCACCUGUGCGGGUGGCAUUGUGGGCAAUGGCCUGGUGGUCUGGCUGCUGGGCUCCCAGGGGCAGAGGAGCCCCUUUAGUGUCUAUGUCCUCCACCUGGGCGUGGCGGACCUCCUCUUCCUCCUCUGCAUGGCCUCCAAGGUCAUCCUGAAUUGCUUCCGGCUGGGCGUCACAGGCCACAUGGCCCUGGAGAUGGUGAGCAGGGGAAAGUACUUCACCUACACGGCCGGCCUGAGCCUGCUGACCGCCAUCAGCAUGCAGCGCUGCCUCUCCGUCCUCUUCCCCAUCUGGUACAAGUGUCGCCGGCCCCAGCACCUGUCGGCCAUGGUGUGCGCGCUGCUCUGGGCGCUGUCCCUCCUGCUCAACACACUGGCCGCGUUCUUCUGCAGUAAAUUCUGGGGCUGGGACAAGCGGCACUGCUUCACGAUUGACUUGGUCAUCAGCAUCCUCCUCAUGGGGGUCUUCACGCCCCUGAUGGCCGGGUCCAGCCUCAUCCUCUGCGUGCGGGUGCAGAGGAGCUCCACGGAGACCCACCGGCGGCCCACACGGCUGUACGCGACCAUCCUGGCCUGCGUCCUGGUGUUCCUCGUCUUCGCCCUGCCCCUCGGCAUCCAUUGGUUCUUCAUCUACUGGCUGGACCUGCCCCAGCGGACGAAGACUCUCUCCGGCCUACUUGCCCGCCUCUUCUCGGCCUUGAGCAGCAGCGCUAACCCUGUCAUCUACUUCCUGGUGGGCAGGCGGAAGAGGCAGGGUCUACGGGAGCCCCUGGGGGCCGUGCUGCGCAGGGCGCUGAGGGAGGAGCCGGAGCUGGAGGGGAGGGAGACGCCCUCCACCACCACCACCACCGACCCAGGGGCCUGA
Rangifer tarandus platyrhynchus (Svalbard reindeer) is the source of this 990-nucleotide messenger RNA. NCBI's taxonomy places the organism in Eukaryota, Metazoa, Chordata, Mammalia, Artiodactyla, Cervidae. The record is from the annotation of a GenBank genome assembly.